CGGAUGUGCAAGUUCAAAACAUUGAACAACAGAUGUGUGCAGCCGGUCAGUGGCUGUCUCAUGAUGAUUUAUUUCGCUUUAAGCUAACAUUUGAGGGAUACAGUUGGGGAUUUUAUUGCAGGUGUUUUGUGUCUGUGGCUCCAACAUGGCGGCCCCGCUGCUGGAGUUUGAGACUGAGAUGUUUCUGAGUCUGUUCGGCUCUGACGGGCUGCUGGUGGUGGCGGAGGGGAUGGGGAUAGACCGCAUCCUGCUGCAGUUUAUGCGGGUUUACUCGGAGCCUGGCAGCCUGGUCCUCCUGCUCAACACAACCACAGCCGAACAGGAAUAUUUCACUGAGCAGUUGCGAGUGGAGGGUGUCACCCACCUGCCCAGGAUGGUCACCAGUGAUGUCCAGAGCGCCGAGCGCUAUAAUGUUUACACGGAGGGAGGAGUGCUGUUUGUCACCAGCAGGAUCCUGGUGGUCGACUUCCUCACUGACCGCAUCCCAGCUCAUCUUAUAACAGGCAUCCUGGUGUAUCGCGCUCAUAAAAUCAUCGAGUCGUGUCAGGAGGCCUUCAUCCUCCGCCUGUUCAGACAGAAGAACAAGACGGGCUUCAUUAAAGCCUUCACCGACAAGGCCACGUCCUUCUCCUCGGGCUUCUGCCAGGUGGAGCGUGUGAUGAGGAACCUCUUCGUCAAGAAGCUCUUCCUCUGGCCAAGGUUUCAAGCCUCCGUAAACACAGCCCUCGAGCGGCACAAACCAGACGUGGUGGAGCUGCAUGUUGCUUUGACUCCGGCCAUGAGGGCCAUCCAGAGCUCCAUCAUGGAUAUCAUGAGCGCCUGUCUGAAGGAGCUGAAACGCUACAACCCCACCCUGGAAGCUGAAGACCUCUCCCUCGAGAACACUCUUGGCAGCGCCUUUGACAAGACCAUCCGUCACUACCUGGACCCCCUGUGGCACCAGCUGGGAGCAAAGACCAAGGCCCUGGUCCAGGACCUGAAGGUGCUUAGGGUUCUCCUCCUCUACCUCACCCAGUACGACUGUGUCACCUUCCUCAAUCUGCUCGAGUCGCUGCGCUCCAGCCAAAAGAUCUUUGGAUCCAAUUCAGGGUGGCUGUUCCUCGACUCCAGCACCUCUAUGUUUAUGAAUUCCAGAGGUCGAGUGUAUCACUUCCCUGAGAGCAAAAAGAAACUCAAAGUGGGAGCGGAGGCCGAGAAACAAAAGCCAUCGUCGACCACAGAGGUGAAGCGGGAGCUGGUGCUGGAGAAGAGCCCAAAGUGGGCGGCUCUUACCGAGGUACUGCAGGAGAUCGAGAGGGAGAACAAGUGCUCUCAACAUGAGCCAGGUCAUGUGCUGAUCUGUGCCAGUGACGACAGGACUUGUGCCCAGCUGCAGCAGUGCAUCAGGCACGGCUCUGACUGGCUGCUCAACCGACUUUACACCCGCACAGUCGGCAAACGGGACUCUGCUGCUGCCGCUGCUCUUGCCCUCGACACGCACAAGAAGGGGAACGGCUGGCCAAAAAAAGGAGCCAAGGGCAAGGAGCCUGCACGGAAACAUAACUCAAAGUCAGCAAAGAGUAGAAAGAGGCCAUCCCUGACCCUGACCCAGAUGGUGGGGAAAGAGGAGGCGGAUGAAGCGGCGGUGAUGGGCAGCAGCGGAGACGAUGAGGAGGACGAAGAACAGCUGCAGCUGGAUCUGUCAUCGGACGCCUACUACGGUCUCCUAAAGGAGCCGCUGACCGUCAUCCACCCGUUGAAGGGCCUCACCGACCCCCACAGCCUGACGCGGGUGCUGCAUGAGGUGGAGCCCAGCUUCGUGGUGCUGUACGACGCUGAACUCAGUUUCGUCCGCCAGCUGGAGGUUUAUAAAGCGUGCCGGCCGGGAAAGCCUCUGCGAGUGUAUUUCCUCAUUUAUGGAGGCUCGACAGAAGAACAGAAGUACCUGACGACGCUGUCUAAAGAAAAGAAAGCCUUUGAGCACCUGAUCAGGGAGAAGGCUACAAUGGUCAUCCCAGAGGAGAGGGAGGGGCGAGAAGACACCAACCUGGACCUUGCCAGAAAUUUAGAGCCUGCCAAUGCCACCACCAACACCCGCAAAGCAGGCGGCCAGGAGCAGCACAAAGAGCCUUCUCGAGUCAUCGUGGACAUGCGCGAGUUCCGCAGUGAGCUGCCCUCCUUGCUGCACCGUCGAGGGUUGGACAUUGAGCCCGUCACCCUGGAAGUAGGCGACUACAUCCUGACCCCGGAGACGUGCGUCGAGCGCAAGAGCGUCAGCGAUCUAAUUGGCUCGCUACAGAGUGGUCGCCUUUACACCCAGUGUCUCUCCAUGACUCGCUACUACAGGAAACCAGUGCUGCUCAUCGAGUUCGACCCGGCAAAACCCUUUUCCUUGAUGGCCCGUUCAGAUUUCAGACACGAGAUUUCUUCUAGUGAUAUUUCUUCAAAACUCACCCUGCUAACCCUGCACUUCCCUCGGCUUCGUAUCCUCUGGUGCCCCUCCCCGCACGCCACAGCCGACCUCUUCCUGGAGCUGAAGCUGGGCCGCUCUGAGCCCGACGCUGCAGCCGCUCAGGCCGUCACAGCCGAGUCAGACAUGGUGACUGAAUCAGCAGAACUCUACAACCCUGGACCUUAUGACUUCCUGCUGAAGAUGCCUGGGGUCAAUGCAAAAAACUACAGGGCUCUAAUUAAAAAUGCAGACAGUCUGGCAGAUUUAGCAAACAUCAGCCAGGACAAGCUCGCAGAAAUACUGGAGAACGCUAACAGCGCCAAGAUGCUGUAUGAGUUUCUGCAUAAUAACACUGAUGUGCCUGCGCCUGUGCAGAAGGCCAAACAACGAUAAGAGAUGGUAAAACCACUGACUUCAUAUUUAUUCAAACAUCUUAUUGUAUUUGUGUGUGUUUCAUAUUGUAAUUCAGGAUGGUGCAGUGAGAGUCUUCAAAGUGUACAAAUUGGAGGUUUUUUGGAGGUGUGUGUGCAAGUAGCAAGUCGGAUUAAGAAAUAAAAAAGAUAGCUUUGCAGAAUAUAUAAAAUAAAUAUUUUUAAAUUCUCACUUAAUAGGAUAGAACAAAUAAACUAAAUUCAUGAAAUGCCUUUUAUUGAUGUUUUUCAUGCCAUUUGUCUCAAAUUAAAGCUUUUUUAAAA
This is a messenger RNA of Labrus mixtus (cuckoo wrasse), 3126 nucleotides long. It is a transcript of the gene ercc4, whose product is annotated as excision repair cross-complementation group 4. The coding region runs from base 146 to 2824 and encodes 892 amino acids. Gene Ontology annotation, molecular function: single-stranded DNA endonuclease activity; single-stranded DNA binding; damaged DNA binding. Gene Ontology annotation, biological process: double-strand break repair via homologous recombination; resolution of meiotic recombination intermediates; nucleotide-excision repair involved in interstrand cross-link repair. The record is from RefSeq and is a predicted model, not a curated record. Gene Ontology annotation, cellular component: nucleotide-excision repair factor 1 complex. The transcript has 10 exons. Lineage: Eukaryota; Metazoa; Chordata; Actinopteri; Labriformes; Labridae.